CACGGCCCCCGAGUGCUGCCGGGCCAGAGCUCCCAGCUGUCCUCUCCUGCUGCCCAAACACAGCCAGAGCCUCACGCUGCCCACUCUCACACCGCCCGGUUUCACAGCGCAUUCCACACCAUUAAUCACUUCCCAGCACACGGGGCAUAUUGUGCUGCUCUCAGCUUUCCCUUUCGGAAGGCACACGCAAGGCACCAACCCAACUGCGAGCUGCAACAGAUUGCCGAGGGAGCACGGGGAUGGGAUGAAACACAACAAAGCAGAACGAGGGGAGAGCAAAAAGCUGACAGUUGGCCACCUGGCUCAGAAACACCUCUGAAGAGGGGCGUGAGCUUGCACCAGCAUAGGUACAGACACGUAGCGUGCCAAGAUGAGCCGCCAGCUAUGGAGAGCCGCCGUGCCCCAUCCUCGUGGUGAUUGCGACGACAAUUAAUUAGGGCCCAGCACCCCAUCAGGUGCAGGCAGAGUUAACUCUGCUGCCUGCCGGCCCUGUGCAGCGCCAUUGGGCAGCGGCAGCGUCCAUCACAGCGAGGAAGUGACUGCGUGGGGAAGGAGCUGUGCUGUGCUGGGGGACGCGGAAGGAGAGGGAAAAACACCGACACGCAGCGCUGCGAGCGGACACUGCCAGCCCCAGGACAAUGAGGUCGUACCAGAAGCUGAGGACAUCGGUGCCACAGCUGGUAUUGAGCCAGGAGGAGGAGGAGGAGGAAAAUUCAACCACCCCGACAGCUGCUGGCCGCAGCAAGCUGGCCCCAUGGUGGGUGGGCAGCGGGCUGCUGAUCACCGCCGUGCUGCUGAGCACCAUCACCGUCUGGGUGCUGCGACAAGUAUCCAGGGGCUGGCAUGGCCCUGCACCACCUUCCCAAUGCCACCUGGUCCCUGAGAGCCACCGCUAUGACUGCUACCCCGAGAGGAGCGUGGUGGUGACCCAGGAGCUGUGCGAGAGCCGGGGGUGCUGCUUCAUCGAGACCCUCCCUGCAGUGGGGGGCAAACGUGGGGUGCCCUGGUGCUUCUAUCCGCCCAACUUCCCCAGCUACGUGGUGCAGAGCCUCAACCAGACGGUGCUGGGCAUGACGGGGCUGCUGGUGCGCAGGGAGAAGGCCUAUUACCCCAAGGACAUCCAGGUGCUGAGGAUGGAUGUGGAGUUCCAGACGAACACACGGCUGCGCAUCAAGAUAACCGAUGCAGCCAAGCCCCGGUAUGAGGUGCCCCUGGAAGUUCCCCGAGUGAUGAAGAGAGCAGAAAACCCCAUCUACAGCCUGGAAUUCUCCCAGGAUCCCUUUGGGGUGCUGCUGCGGCGCCAAGGGACAGGGACAGUGCUGCUCAACACCACCGUGGCUCCCCUGAUCUUCGCCGACCAGUUCCUGCAGAUCUCCACCACGCUGCCCUCCAGGUUCCUGUAUGGGUUGGGGGAGCACCGCAGCACGCUGCUGCACAGCCUCGACUGGAACACCCUCACCCUCUGGGCCCGUGAUGUGGCCCCCACGGAAUCCUUCAAUCUGUACGGCGCUCACCCCUUCUACCUGCUGAUGGAGGAGGGCGGCGAUGCCCACGGGGUUUUCCUCCUCAACAGCAAUGCCAUGGAGGUGGCCUUGCAGCCUGCCCCGGGCCUGACUUGGAGGACCAUUGGAGGUGUGCUGGACUUCUACAUCUUCCUGGGGCCUGACCCCAACAUGGUCAUCCAGCAGUACCAGGAGGUGAUAGGUUUCCCAGCCAUGCCUCCGCUCUGGGCACUCGGCUUCCACCUCUGCCGCUGGGGCUACGGCUCCAGCAAUGAGACCUGGCAGACUGCAAGGGCCAUGAGGAACUACCAGAUCCCACAGGAUGCUCAAUGGAACGACAUUGAUUACAUGGAUGGGUACCGGGACUUCACCUUCGAUCCCCAGAAAUUUGCCUCUCUCCCCUCACUGGUGGAAGAUCUCCACAAGCACGGGCAGCACUACGUGAUGAUCUUGGACCCCGGCAUCAGCAGCACCAGCCCACGUGGUUCCUACUGGCCUUUCGAUGAAGGCUUGAGACGGGGUUUGUUCCUAAACACCACCCAGGGGCAGCCACUGAUUGGGCAGGUCUGGCCAGGCUACACUGCCUUCCCCGACUUCUCCAACACAGACACACACCAGUGGUGGCUGGAGAACCUGCAGCGCUUCCACACCCAUGUGCCUUUCGAUGGCCUCUGGAUCGACAUGAACGAGCCAUCCAACUUCAUGGAUGGGUCUGAAGAGGGCUGCCCGCCCGGAGAGCUCGACAGCCCCCCGUACACGCCGGCUGUGCUGGGCAAUUCCCUGUCCGCCAAGACGGUGUGUGCCUCAGCGAAGCAGAACGCCUCGGUGCACUACAACCUGCACAACCUCUACGGGCUGAAGGAAGCCGAAGCGACGGCGAGCGCCUUGAUCCAGAUCCGAGGAAAGCGUCCCCUUGUUAUCUCCCGCUCCACCUUCCCCAGCCAGGGCCGGUACUCGGGACACUGGCUGGGUGACAACCGGAGCCAAUGGAAGGACAUGUAUUACUCCAUCCCAGGGAUGCUGAGUUUCAGCCUGUUUGGGAUCCCUCUGGUGGGGGCCGACAUCUGCGGCUUCUCUGGCAGCACCUCGGAGGAGCUGUGCACCCGCUGGAUGCAGCUUGGGGCCUUCUACCCCUUCUCCCGCAACCACAACACCCAGAACGAGAAGGCCCAGGACCCCACAGCUUUCAGCCCCUCAGCAAGGACAGCCAUGAAGGACGUGCUGCUCACCCGCUACUCCCUCCUGCCCUUCCUCUACACACUUUUCCACCGUGCCCACCUGCAGGGGGAAACCGUCGCCCGACCUUUGUUCUUUGAGUUCCCCUGGGAUGUGGCCACAUAUGGCUUGGACAGGCAGUUCCUGUGGGGCCAGAGCUUGCUGGUGACCCCGGUGCUGGAGCCUGGAGCAGACUCGGUGUUGGGCUAUUUCCCCCAAGGCGUGUGGUACGACUUCUACACGGGCUCCUCUGUGAACAGCAGUGGGGAGAUGUUGAAGCUGUCAGCCCCCCUGGACCACCUCAACCUCCAUCUCCGGGAGGGUUCCAUCCUGCCCACACAGAAACCCGGGACCACCAGCAAGGCCACCCGAGGGAACCCACUGCUUCUCAUUGUGGCCCUGUCCCCACGUGCCACUGCCUGGGGGGACCUCUUCUGGGAUGACGGCGAGAGCCUGGACACCUUCGAGCGGGGCAACUACUCCUACCUGGUCUUCAAUGCCACAGAGAACAUCUUCACCUCCAACGUCCUCCAUGCCAGCACCGAGGCCAACUAUGUCACUGUUGAUACAGUGAGAUUCUAUGGAGUGCAGGAGCCGCCCAGCAAGGUCCUCCUAGAUGGGCAGGAGAAGCCCUUCUUCUACCUGGACAACCAGGUCCUCACCGUCAGUGGCCUCGGGCUCGGGCUCAGCCAGGGCUUCACCCUGCAGUGGCUGUGAGCUGGGGGGGCACGGGGCUGCCUUGCCAUGACCUGCUGUGCACGUUCCUGCUCCAGCCCUCAGGGCCAGGAUGGUAACACAGGGACUGUCAUCUGUCAUCACCCGCUGCUGCAGAUGGGGGCAGGGGACGUGGGGAUGGGGU
Centrocercus urophasianus (Greater sage-grouse) is the source of this 3576-nucleotide messenger RNA. RefSeq names its product lysosomal alpha-glucosidase-like. The record is from RefSeq and is a predicted model, not a curated record. The coding region runs from base 639 to 3434 and encodes 931 amino acids. The transcript is spliced from 20 exons. Lineage: Eukaryota; Metazoa; Chordata; Aves; Galliformes; Phasianidae. Gene Ontology annotation, molecular function: alpha-1,4-glucosidase activity; carbohydrate binding. Gene Ontology annotation, biological process: carbohydrate metabolic process.